This is a messenger RNA of Hypoxylon trugodes, 708 nucleotides long. RefSeq lists its product as uncharacterized. The transcript has a single exon. The record is from RefSeq and is a predicted model, not a curated record. Lineage: Eukaryota; Fungi; Ascomycota; Sordariomycetes; Xylariales; Hypoxylaceae. Bases 1 to 708 code for a protein of 235 amino acids.
AUGGACAGUCUCCUAAGAGGCGAAUUUUGGGAUAACGCCUCGGAUACUUCAGAAAUCCGCGGUGCAUACGACAAUGGCACCCUCGACGACGUGGUUCACUUCGUUUCGACCAUCAUACAGUCUCAAGAGCCCAUCCCAGGAGAUAAUCCCGAUGGAGAGGACCACAAUGAUGAUACUACACAUGAUCCCGAAGAAACGGACGUUGCUGCAGAUACAGGCGAAGAAGUUGUCGACUCGGAUGACGACGAGUCGUGGUUCGUCGAGCGUCCGAAGCAUCAUAACUUCACCUUCCUACAAUCAUACUUCCGGAUCGAUCCCGAUUCUAUGCCCCAGAUAAACCCUUAUCUGGACCCGAAACUUGCCUUGGCUAUACUUCUCGACCAACGACGUUGGGAUGAUGUACUAUACGAACUACAGAGUUUCGAGAGACAUAUUCGGAGGUUUUGCGCAUCAAACCCCAAUACCCAAAUUGCGAUCAAUGAUGAUUAUUGGGGUCAAACAUAUUAUAGAGCGAAGGCACUAAUAAGACGGCACAAGAGAUUCUUACGCCAGAAUGAAGGCUUCAUCGAGCUCAGUCAUACGGCUAUCGCGCGCCAGAAUGGAUGGCCGGCAAAGUUAGGCAGGUCGCUGGAAGAAUAUUGGAGAGCUCUCAAUCAUGGUGCCGUGGAAUUAGUCCAUGCGGAAUUUCGAGCACAGGUGGAAGGUUAA